Molecule: messenger RNA, 2401 nt
Organism: Mustela erminea (ermine)
Lineage: Eukaryota; Metazoa; Chordata; Mammalia; Carnivora; Mustelidae
Gene: RAB14
Product: RAB14, member RAS oncogene family
Exons: 8
Coding region: 116-763 (215 amino acids)
Biological process (GO): Golgi to endosome transport; phagosome maturation; endocytic recycling
Cellular component (GO): Golgi apparatus; recycling endosome; phagocytic vesicle
Molecular function (GO): GTPase activity; GTP binding
Source: RefSeq, a predicted model, not a curated record
CCUCGGCCGACCGCCCCCGCCCUUCUCCCGCUGCGCCUGCACUCCUCUUCCUCGUCCUGACGCCCCCCUCCCGCCCGGAAAGCUGCCCAGCCACCAGCAACCCCCCAGUGCCACCAUGGCAACUGCACCAUACAACUACUCUUACAUCUUUAAAUAUAUUAUUAUUGGAGAUAUGGGAGUAGGAAAAUCUUGCUUACUUCAUCAAUUUACAGAAAAAAAAUUUAUGGCUGAUUGUCCUCACACAAUUGGUGUUGAAUUUGGUACAAGAAUAAUUGAAGUUAGUGGCCAAAAAAUCAAACUGCAGAUUUGGGAUACAGCAGGACAGGAGAGGUUUAGGGCUGUUACACGAAGCUACUACAGAGGAGCUGCGGGAGCACUUAUGGUGUAUGAUAUUACUAGAAGAAGUACAUAUAAUCACUUAAGCAGCUGGUUGACAGAUGCAAGGAAUCUCACCAAUCCAAAUACUGUAAUAAUUCUCAUAGGAAAUAAAGCAGAUUUGGAGGCACAAAGAGAUGUUACAUAUGAAGAAGCCAAACAGUUUGCUGAAGAAAAUGGUUUAUUGUUCCUUGAAGCAAGUGCAAAAACGGGAGAGAAUGUAGAAGAUGCUUUCCUUGAGGCUGCCAAGAAAAUCUAUCAGAACAUUCAGGAUGGAAGCCUGGAUCUGAAUGCUGCCGAGUCUGGUGUACAGCACAAACCUUCAGCCCCACAGGGAGGCCGGCUAACCAGUGAACCCCAACCCCAGAGAGAAGGCUGUGGCUGCUAGUGACCUCUUUGCCGUCGCUCCCAUUUGACCUUUCACCUCUGUCUGUUGGAAGCAGUACUUUUUACUGCCUCAUUGUCUUCUGUACAUCUUACUGGGUUUAAUUAAAAAAAAAAAAAAAGAAAAAACAACUCUGUUGUAAAAACAGUUUAACACAAUACUAAACUGCUAAAACAACUAGAUGUAAUCAGGUUAUCAAAAGGCAAGUAGAGUAAUAAAUCUCUCCUGCAUGGUAAAUCUAGACUUUUUUUUCCCCUUGAUUGUCCUCGUGAUAGAUAUGUCACCAGUACAUGAUUUAAACUGAGCACUGAUGCUGGACUUAAAUGAUUUUUAUCCUUCCUUUUUUUUUUUUUUUUUUUUUGGGCAAGGCUUUGUCUUACUGUAUGGUUUAAUUUGAGGAUAUCUUAAGCCUUUCUCCCCAUCUUUAACUGUUCAAGUAUGUCUGUUGUAACCAAUAAGUUUAUUGCUGUGAAAUGACUUCUGAUAGAGAAUGGGUUCUAUAACUGCUUUUUUUUUUGUUGGAUAAAUUUCCUGUUGCGUGGGUGGCAUCUUUCUCGUGGAGGUUUGCUUCUGUCUUAGCCUUGCACAGGGAAAAUAUCCAUUUAUCUUUUCUCUUGUGCUUAAUUAAUAGCUUUAUCUUUUUUUUUAUGCCAUUUUAUCCUUUUCUCUUUAGCAGAAAGUAAAUAUGUAUAAAAUUUGAAGGAACCGAACUAACAAUACAUUCUGUGUAUAUUAUUUUAAUGAAGAAAAUAAAUUGAUUACUGGCAUUGGAACAGUAUAAAAUACCAGUUUGUACAGUAUGACCUAUAUGUGACCAUGUUACUCCCUUCCAUUUCACACAAGGAAAUACACAACUGCAGUUCACAAGUAAUACUGGCUCCACCCUCUGGUGCUGGCAGCGUUUGGGGACAUUAUGCUGGAAAGAGCUCCUGUAGCGUGAGAGGAUUAACACUAGCAGAUUCUGUUCCAUCUUUGCACUGUGGCUUACCUGCUGAUUUUCUUAACUGUUCUUGUGCAAUCGACAAUGUGCUAACCUGCUUUUCUCUUUGUAAACAUUUUGCAUUACAGGCUGCAUUUCUUGCCUUACUGUAUAGAAAAAGAAAAAAGGCUGGGUUUAUUAUUGCACAUUUUAAGCUUUUAUACCUUUAUCUUCUUGGAAUGGUGAGAUUGUGUACCGGACAGUCAGAACCACAGGUCUGCUGUUAAGGGAUUUUAAAUUGUGCAUUUUUAACACUACAGUGAAGUAAUUUAGGAUACCCUUGUGUUCUUAGUAUGAGGGGCUAUUUUAUGUCCUGUUGGCAUAAGUUGUUUUGUAAAAGGGAAAGUGUUUCUAACGGUGUUUCAGUGUUUGUGCUGAUACAAAGUAAGUUAUUACUUUGCACUAGGUGGUUUGGCCACUGAAAGAAUACUGUAUUGCAAGGGAAACAAUCUCUUUAGACAACAGACUUAUGUUUUACCAAGUUCUUUACUUCUUUCCAUUGAUUUCUGAUUCAGUUUAUGGUCCAGAUGGAGAAUUGAAGCUAUUUGAAGUAGGAUAGGUAAACCUUACUAUAUUCUAUAAAAUCAUUCAGCUCAACUGCUGUGUUUAAAAUACACAUUUUAAAUCCCUCUUUACAGACACUAAAGUGAAAAUAAAAAAUA